Molecule: messenger RNA, 893 nt
Organism: Zychaea mexicana
Lineage: Eukaryota; Fungi; Mucoromycota; Mucoromycetes; Mucorales; Lichtheimiaceae
Product: Snf7-domain-containing protein
Exons: 6
Coding region: 88-780 (230 amino acids)
Biological process (GO): late endosome to vacuole transport via multivesicular body sorting pathway; vesicle budding from membrane
Cellular component (GO): multivesicular body
Source: RefSeq, a predicted model, not a curated record
CUUUCAUUACCCAUCAAGCCCGACGUACCGUUCUCUCUCUCUCUCUCUUUUUUUUUGCUUGGCAUUCCACAAUUCAUAUCAAUCACAAUGAACAGGCUUUUUGGUACAAAUAAACGCACACCUAAACCAACACUGAAUGACGCAAUAUCUUCGACGGACGUUCGGUCGGAUGCCGUUGAAGUCAAGAUUCGCAAGCUGGAUGCCGAACUUACACGAUAUCGCGAUCAAAUGAAGAAAAUGCGUGAAGGACCGGCCAAGGUACAGUGUCAAGCUUUGGCGGUGCAGCAAAAAGCACUACGUGUGUUGAAGCAACGAAAGCUAUACGAAGCACAACAAGAUAAUCUUCAACAACAGUCGUUCAACAUGGAACAAGCACAAAUGACAACUGAGAAUUUGCGUAACGUGAUGGCGACGGUGGAUGCCAUGCAAACUGCUAACAAGGAGAUGAAGAAACAAUACAAGAAUGUGAACCUGGAUAAGAUUGAUCAAUUGCAAGACGAGAUGGAGGAUCUAAUAGAGCAGGCAAAUGAAGUGCAAGAGUCACUGGGCCGAUCCUAUAACCUGCCUGAUGAUGUAGACGAGGAUGAUUUGGAAGCAGAAUUGGAUGCACUGGGUGAUGAGCUGAACUUUGAAGAAGAAGACGUACCCUCGUACUUGCAGGAAGACGUGGCAGAAGACUUACCAAAGGCAUCGGAAGCAGAUCCGAAGCAGCAAAAGAACGAUGUCCAGCUGGACGAGUUUGGCUUGCCGAUAGCAGCACAGACCCCUAUGAAGGCCUAGUCUCUACAUAUAUAUUCACCCCCCACCCAAACUUUUGCGCAUCAUUUCAUUGUAUCCCCUCCCCCCUCCUCCCUCCUUACCAUUGCCACCGCCACACAUACAUCCUUAACCCA